Molecule: messenger RNA, 2086 nt
Organism: Pongo pygmaeus (Bornean orangutan)
Lineage: Eukaryota; Metazoa; Chordata; Mammalia; Primates; Hominidae
Gene: RTBDN
Product: retbindin
Exons: 7
Coding region: 331-948 (205 amino acids)
Cellular component (GO): external side of plasma membrane
Molecular function (GO): riboflavin transmembrane transporter activity; riboflavin binding; signaling receptor activity
Source: RefSeq, a predicted model, not a curated record
AGAAACCCGACGGCGCGGACCCAACCUGGCUGCUGCAAUACUUGCUCUAACUUUGCCGCAGCUGCCUCCCUUCUCUCGGAACCCACUCUCCUAACCCACCCCCGAGAGGGGGAGAGAAUGUGGGAGCACUUCAGAGAGGCCUAGGCUCCGGAGAUCGGGCCAUCUGGGCUCUGAAAGUAAAUUAGUUUUCCAACUGAUGUCUGGCUCCGGCGUUACCCAGACGCCUGGAAGGUCCUUCCUGCAGUCUGAUCACCAUUUUUCCUGCUGCACUGACCAAUCAGCUCCCCUUGGCCUUCAACCUCGGGAAUGAUGGAUUAGGGGGGUCUAGAAAUGGACGAAGCCCUAGAAACGCAGCUGAAGACGAGCAGAGGACGCUUCUCGGCUACAGAAUCCCUCCCCACCUUGGAGCUCUUAUCUCAGGUGGACAUGGACUGCAGGGUCCACAUGCGACCCAUCGGCCUGACCUGGGUCCUGCAACUGACCCUGGCAUGGAUCCUGCUAGAAGCCUGUGGAGGGAGCCGCCCACUCCAAGCCAGGUCCCAGCGACACCAUGGGCUGGCAGCUGAUCUGGGCAAAGGCAAGCUGCACCUGGCAGGACCUUGUUGUCCCUCAGAGAUGGACACAACAGAGACAUCGGGCCCUGGGAACCAUCCAGAACGCUGUGGAGUGCCGAGCCCCGAGUGCGAAUCCUUCCUGGAACACCUCCAACGUGCCCUUCGCAGUCGCUUCCGCCUGCGGCUAUUGGGGGUACGCCAGGCACAGCCGCUCUGCGAGGAGCUCUGCCAGGCCUGGUUCGCCAACUGCGAAGAUGAUAUUACCUGUGGCCCGACUUGGCUCCCACUCUCAGAAAAAAGGGGCUGUGAGCCCAGCUGCCUUACCUAUGGACAGGCUGGAGUGCAGUGGCACGAUCUCAGCUCCAUGCAACCUCCGCCUCCGGGGUUCAAGUGAUUCUCCUGCCCCAGCCUCCCGAAUAGCUGGGAUUUCAGGCACAUGCCACCACGCCCAGCUAACUUUUGUAUUUUUAGUAGAGUCAGCGUUUCACCACGUUGGCCAGGCUGGUUUCGAACUCCUGACCUCAGGUGAUCCGCCCGCCUUGGCCUCCCAAGUGUUGGGAUUACAGGUGUGAGCCACCGCCCCCGGCCCCCACCAAGUUCUUUCUUACCGUGUCUAGACCCCAGAGACCGGAUUUGCACUCCCCAGGUCCCUGCUCCCACCCUUCCCUAGCCCAACCUCCUACUGGGUUGUGCCCUUUGACCCCAAAAGCUCUCUAAGUCCAGAUUUGCCCUUCCCAAGAAACCAUUCCUGCUCUGGGUCCAUCCACAGUUUACCCUGGAGGACCCAGAAGCCCAGUCACCCUCUACAAAACCCCAGCCUUGAUACAGACCUCUCUGCGCGCCCCCCCACUGCCCCAACCCUGAUUCGUCCCGCUAGGGCCCAGUAAGAACAUUCACCCUCCCCAAGGACCUGCCCCCACUCUGGUCCCGCACAUAGACUCCCAGGUCGCUCUGACCACAAUCCCUAAGGAAUUUACACAUUUUUCCCUUCCCAAGGCCACGCCCCUGGGAGAAAGAACAUGCCCCCCACGUCUCUGGACUCCGCCCACUAGGGCCUUAACUCCACUUUUUCCUAGACCUUCGCAGACGGGACGGACCUUUGUCGCUCGGCUCUGGGCCACGCCCUACCGGUGGCCGCUCCUGGAGCCCGUCACUGCUUCAACAUCUCCAUCUCCGCGCUACCUCGUCCCAGACCAGGACGACGGGCCCGGGAAUCUCCCUCCCGGCCUUCCCGCAGCCCUCGCACCUCCAUCCUGGACGCUGCGGGCAGCGGGAGUGGCAGUGGAAGCGGCAGCGGCCCCUAGCGGACGCGUGGCCCUCAGUUGGGGGAGCGUCCCUUCCCCCAGCCCCGCCCCUCAGGACACCCAGAACCCCACCCCUCGUCCUCUCGGCCUUCUGUAAUAGUUUUGAGGUAUCUGUCCCUCCUCCCUGGAGCUCCAGAGACCCAUCCCUCUCCAGGUUAUCCCAGAAAUGACCCAACUCUCUCUCUCACUUUUCCCUCUCCCCUUUGAAUAAAGUCGCCAGCUAGAGCA